Molecule: messenger RNA, 1887 nt
Organism: Schistosoma guineensis
Lineage: Eukaryota; Metazoa; Platyhelminthes; Trematoda; Strigeidida; Schistosomatidae
Source: the annotation of a GenBank genome assembly
GCGGAAUUUCGUGGACCUGUGUUACCUCAAAAUAUCAAAUUAUUAGUAUUACUACAAAUCAUUCAUUAACGAUAUGGGUCGUUCAGACAGUCGUAAACGUGGACGUAAUACAAAAUCUGUCAAAGAAUCGGAUUCAAAAAGAACUAGAACAACUAUUUGUCGACCUGAAGAUGAAGAUUCUACGAUGUCAGGAUCAUUGGAUUUUGAUAAUGAAUCUAAUGAAGAUGUUUAUGAUAAUAACGAGGUCGAUGAUUUUAAUAUCAGGAAAAUCGGUAAGGUCAGCUCAGAGAUUGAUGAUGAUUUGGAUGAUAAUGUUGAACAUAAUGAUAAUGACGAUGAAGAUGCUGAUAUCGAUGAAUAUGAAUCGGGUAUAAUGGAUGCAGAUGAGUUACGUGUUGCUUCAAGAGCGCAAAUGACAAAAACCCGUCAGCAACAUGAUUCUUCAGUGAAUAAACCUACAGAGACAACAGUUGUUUGUACACCGAAAGAUGAAUUUGGUGCUAAAGAUAUGAGGAAUAUAUUAAAAUUACGUUUAGAUCAUCCAUCUCGUCCAUUAUGGAUAGGUCCAGACGGACAUAUUUUUCUCGAAACUUUCAAUCCAUUGGCUCGUCAAGCUCAAGAUUUUUUGAUUGCUAUUUCAGAACCAGUCUGUCGACCUUUACACAUACACGAAUACAAACUCACCUCUUAUUCAUUAUAUGCAGCUGUUUCAGUUGGUUUACGUACUGGUGAGAUAAUUGGUUGUCUACGUCGUUUAUGCAAAACUAACCUACCAGAAGGUAUUAUUGCAUAUAUUCGUAGUUGUACAUUAUCAUACGGAAAGGCGAAAUUAGUUUUAAAAGGUGGUCGUUAUUUUGUUGAAAGUCCCCAUCGUCAAUUUUUACAUCAGUUAGCAAAUGAUAAAACUGUACAACAAUGUUUGAAUAAAACAAAGAUUAUUACAGAAGAUGAUGAUAUUAAACAACAAGUAGUGGAAGUUGUAAAAUUGUAUAAUGCUGCGUCAUUAGUAAUACAGCCACAACACCAACAAGAAGAUAGCAGAGAAAUUCCAGCAGAUAAAGAAACUGGUAUGCAAGAUGAAAUGUUACGUCUUUAUGCUCGUUUGGAUGCAGAUGAAGAAGCAGGUGAAACAAAUUCUAUCCUUGUUGAUACAACAAAAAAAUCAGGGAAUAAUUUCUGGGAACAACCUAGCGAUACUGUAAAUAUUAAUGCAAUCGGUAUUGAAUCAGAUGUUGCUGAUCGUGAAGGUGAGUUGAUGGAUAUAAAAGAUAAUGGAAACACUGCUGGUAUAAAAUUGGUUUUUGACUCAUCUGUUCCAAACGAUACGAAAACCUCAGCUGUACUUGCUUUGGAAGUGAAUCAAGAUCAAAUUGAAAUUCUUCAACGAAGAUGUAUUGAAUUAGAAGUACCAUUAUUAACAGAAUAUGAUUUUCGUUUAGAUCGUGCUAAUAAAGACAUUUUAAUUGAUUUAAAAGCCAGUACAACAUUAAGACCAUAUCAAGAAAAAAGUUUACGAAAAAUGUUUGGUAAUGGUCGAGCUCGUUCUGGUGUUAUUGUUUUACCCUGUGGAGCUGGUAAAACAUUGGUAUGUCAUUCGCGUUUAUAUAUAAUAUUAUAGUUUGUGGAUUAUCUUAAUAAGUUAGAUAAACUAUUUACUACACUUCCUCAAUGUGCUUAUCAGAUCUAAGUUACGCGGGCAUUAUGGAUAUUAACGAAAUAAUGAGUCUUAGAUUUUAUUUGUUUGAAAUUUAUUGCCAUUAAAAAGAUGUUUUUUUCCUACAAACUAAUAGCUACCGAAAGCUAGAAAUUCUUGUUCAAUCGUAUAAAUUAUGUUAACAUUUCAAUAUUCUAUGAAUGAUGGAUUGUUUGAAAGUAUUCAAAACCCAG